AUGGUGAGAGAUGCAGAUGAUCGAUUUGUGGAUAGGCCAGAAGAAUUUGUAAAGUUCUUAGGAGAUGCAGAGAAACCAAUUUUUCCAGGGUCACCUAUGUCAAAGUUGGUUGUUUUGGUAAAAUUAUACAAUUUAAAAGCUGGUAGUGGUUGGAGUGACAUAAGUUUCACAAAGUUGCUUGAUUUGGUGAAGGAGAUUUUACCAAAAGACAAUGAGAUGCCUUCUUCCCUCUAUGAGGCGAAAAAAACUCUGUGCACUUUAGGAAUGGAUUAUAAAAAGAUACAUGCCUGUCCUAAUGAUUGUGUUUUAUACCGCAACAAUUUAGAAAAUGCAACCGAGUGCCCUACGUGCAAGACAUCGAGAUGGAAGAGAGGUAAAGAAGGUAAGAAAAGGAUUCCCGCUAAAGUAUUAUGGUAUUUGCCACCGAUACCAAGAUUUAUACGUUUGUUUCGGAAUCUAGAACAUGCUAAAAGUUUAAGAUGGCAUGAGGAUGGAAGGAUCAAAGAUGAUAAACUACGACAUCCAGCAUAUUCAUUAGCUUGGGAAACUAUCGAUGAGAAAUGGCCUGUAAUAAAAAAGGAUCCUAGGAAUCUUCGGCUUGGUCUUUUAGUUGAUGGCAUCAAUCCAUUUAGCAGAAGUAAACAACCUGGAAAUGAUGUAGACGUCUAUUUGGCACCGUUGAUAGAUGAUUUAAAGUUGUUGUGGGAUGGAGUGGAUUGUUAUGAUUCUUUUAGUAAAGAAAGUUUUAUACUGAGAGGGUUACUUUUAUGGACAAUUAAUGAUUUUCCAGCUUAUGGAAACUUGUCGGGGUGUUAUGUUAAGGGUUAUAAAGGAUGUCCAAUAUGUGGGGAACAAACAAGUGCAACAAGAUUGAAGUUUUGUAAAAAGACUUGUACAUGGGGCAUAGAAGCCUUUAAUGGUAAGCAAGAACUACGAGGACCUCCACCAAUAAUGACUGGUGCAGAGAUUUAUGAAGAGAUUCGUUUGAUAAAUAAUAGAUUCGGAAAACCAGUCAUAAAUACUGAAGAAUGUGAAGACAUUGAAAGUAGGGUCAAAUCAAAGGGUAAAAGUAAGAUGAUCAGACACAAUCUUGAUGUCAUGCAUAUUGAGAAAAACAUAUGUGAUAGUUUGAUAGGAACUUUACUCAAUAUUCCUAGAAAAACUAAAGAUAGUAUAUCUGCUCGUCGUGAUCCCGUUCUAAUGUCUGAAUCGAAAAAAGAGCUGGCUCCUAAAGUAGAAGAGAAUCGAACAUAUUUACCUCCAGCAUGUUACACAUUAAAAAAAGAUGAGAAACACCAAUUUUGUGAAACAUUGGCAAAGAUUAAGGUGCCAGAUGGUUUUUCAUCAAAUAUUCGAAAUUUGGUUUCCUUGAAAGAUUGUAGACUACAGGGUCUAAAGUCUCAUGACUGUCAUGUGUUAAUGCAACAAAUGCUUCCAAUAGCUAUUCAAGGCUUAUUAGAAAACCCCGUGAGAAAUGCUAUAACCAGAAUGUGUUUCUUCUUUAAUGCCCUUUGCUCUAAAGUUAUUGACGUAUCAAAGUUGGAGGUUAUUCAGUUGGAAAUUGUGAAGACUUUGUGCUUUUUCGAACAAUAUUUUCCUCCAUCUUUCUUUGAUAUAAUGGUUCAUUUGGCAGUUCAUCUAGUUAGAGAAGUUACCUUGUGUGGGCCGGUUUGUUUUCGAUGGAUGUACCCUUUCGAGAGGUUGAUGAAAGUUUACAAGGGUUAUGUGCGAAAUCGAAGUCGUCCAGAGGGUUGUAUAGUUGAAUCUUAUAUAGCUGAAGAAGUAGUUGAAUUCUGUUCUGAGUAUAUGGUCAAUGUUGACUCAAUUGGAAUUCCAAUAAGGGCAAGAGAGGGAGUUGUAUAA
Molecule: messenger RNA, 1863 nt
Organism: Humulus lupulus (European hop)
Lineage: Eukaryota; Viridiplantae; Streptophyta; Magnoliopsida; Rosales; Cannabaceae
Exons: 4
Coding region: 1-1863 (620 amino acids)
Source: RefSeq, a predicted model, not a curated record